UGAGAAUUGUUGAAUGUUCCCUGGUGUCCAGGAUUCAGAGUGGUCAGGAGUCUUUGCUCUCCCAAGUCCUUGUCCCAACCUGAACCCUACAGGGCCCUACGGCAGUUUUCGGCAGGUGGUCAGCAUGCUUCCACCGCUCUUUCUGGGUGUGGAGCCCCACCACACGGUCCUGGAUCUUUGUGCCGCGCCGGGCUCCAAGACCUUCCAGAUGUUGGAGGUCAUGCAUUGGCCACAAUCGGAGGGAGGAACUCCUCCCACAGGAUUCAUCCUUGCCAACGAAUUGCAGUGGCGCAGGGCCAACAUGCUGGCACACCAGGUGGGCCGACUGGGCUCGCCAUGCAUGGUGGUGGCCAUGGCCUUGGUGGCCAAGUGGCCCAAAAUGGCCCCAGUGCCAGUCAUGUCUGAACCGAGUGGAGCGCCUUUUCAGGUGAACUGUGAUGCUCAGUUCUUCCCGGAGAUGUCCAGUGCGUCGUCCGACCGCCGGGAGAUCUUCCGCUUCGACCGGGUUCUUUGCGACGUGCCUUGCUCGGGCGAUGGCACCUUGAGGAAGACACCGUACAUCUGGAGGUCUUGGACUCCUCGAGACGGGCUUUGCCUUCACAUCAGGCAGUUGAACAUCCUCUACCGGGGCUUGGAACUUCUUAAGGUUGGUGGACGCCUGGUCUACAGCACCUGCAGCUUGAAUCCCAUUGAGGAUGAGGCCGUGGUGGCUGCAGCACUGAAGCGCCAUGGUGCGGCGGUGAAGUUGGUUCCACCGCCUGAAAGCAUGUGCAGCGUGCAAGCAGGGGAUGGCCUGGCGACUUGGGUGGUCCCGAACCCUGAGAAGACUGGCGAGUUCUUCGAGGACUUCGAAAGCGCCCCAAACGAAGUGAAGUCAGGCAAAACAAAGCUGCUGUCGACGAUGUAUCCACCCACGGGUGACUUCAAAGAGCAGUGGGAGCAAGUGCGACGCUACUGCCGGCGGCUCCUCCCGCAUCUCAUGGAUACCGGUGGUUUCUUCAUCGCAACCUUUGAGAAGCGUGCUGAUUUAGCGCCAUCCGCCAAAGCGCGGCGCGAAGAGAAGCGUGCCCAGCUCAAGGCCAAGGAGGAGACCACUGAGACCGCUGAGGCGGAGGCGGAGGAAGAGAAAGAAAAGGAACCCGAGAAGCCCAAGGAGAAAGUGGUCUUCAGGCGGCUGACCAAAGAGUACCUGCCUGUGGACUCCGUGUUGCCAGAGUGGCCUGAAGUCCUAGACUUCUAUGGCUUGGAUGUUUCGCUCUCCCAUCGCUUUGUGAUGCGUGCAGAAGGUGACAAAAGCAUUUUUCUCGUCUCCGAGGCAGCUGCUGAGCUGCUCCGACAGGAGGUGAAGCUGCCGACUCGCAUGGUGAUGUGCGGUGUGGCAGCUUUCCAGAGGACUGGUUCGCACCACGAACGUGCUUGUCCCUGGCAAUUGGCGCAAGAAGGUGCAGCACAGCUUUGUGCCUUGAAGCUGCGGCGCCAGCUCGCGUGCAGCAGGUCGUUUUUGCGGCAGCUCUUGGUUGAGCGCGAGCUCACCAUAGCAGAGGUUCGCAGCUUGGCAGCGCAGGGUGAUGCCACUGGCCUCGAGGCGCUCUCAGAGGCAGAUGGUGGCGCUUUCUCGCCCGGAUCCAUAGCUUUGACACUGAGCUCCAAGGACGAAGGUGAACGGCCUCCCUUCGCAUUGGUGGCCAAUGCAUCCGAGAGCUCCUUGGAGUUGCUUUUGCGCCAGCAGGAAGCUGGGAGCCUCAUGGAGGAUCUUGCUGGGCAGCCAACUGUGCAGGAGAUCCUGGCCACCAACCAGCAGGAGGGCCUGAAUGAGGAUGAUGAGGCCGACUCUGGUGACCGAGAAGCGGAUGACGUGUGAG
Molecule: messenger RNA, 1862 nt
Organism: Durusdinium trenchii
Lineage: Eukaryota; Dinophyceae; Suessiales; Symbiodiniaceae
Source: the annotation of a GenBank genome assembly